UCGCCUUUACAACUCCACUCUCCUACCUUUUUCCCUAUCCCUUCCCCUUCACUCCUCUCUCUCUCUCUCUCUCUCUCUCUCCCUCGGCAAUGGACGUAGGAACAUCGAGCUCCAAGGGUCUCGGCAAUGGCGGCGGCGGCGGCGACGGCCCCCAGAAGGCUCGGCCACCGCGCCCGGGGGCGGGGGCGGGGCACGGGCCGUGGCAGCCGCGGAUAGAGCCCUUCGUCCCCAACACCGACCACAACCCUAGGGAGCUCAAAUCCUGGGCCAAGCGCACCGGGUUCAACCCCAACCUCUCCGGCGAGACCGCCCCCAGCGAGCGCGACCCCGACGAGCCCCCUCCCCCUCCCCCUCCUCCCCCGCCGGCGCGGCCCCCGGCGCUGGACCUCGAGAAGGGCCUCGCCGGAGCUGGGGGCCGGCGGCGGCGCCUCCUCCUCGGGGAGGGGCUGUUCGGGCGGGCGGAGAUCGAGCCGGCGCCGGGGCGGAGGAGGCCCGAGAUCAAACAGGUGGUGGGCGCUGAGAAGGAGGAGAGGAAGAGAGAGGAGGAGGAGCCGAUGGUUAGGGUUAGGAAUGAGGGCUUGAAUGGUAGAUUACGUGAAAAUGGGGGGCACGGAGUUGCUCCGCCACCUCCGGCGGCGGCUCCGCGGGCAAUGAUGGAGGAGGAGGAGGAGGAGGAGGAGGUGAAGAAGGAGUUGGGAAAAGAGGAAGAAGACGACGAGAGGAGAGUGGAGAUCGGCUUCUUUCCGGAUUCUCAGGAGGCUGAGAAUUUUUCUGGGUGUAGUUCUCCUGGGAUGAGAUGUGGUGUCACCGAAAAUCCAGGGUGGGUGCCCCUCAUUUUGUAUGGUUUACAACAUUACUUAUCAUUGGCUGGUUCGCUUGUUUUCAUCCCUUUGAUAAUGGUACCAGCCAUGGGUGGAACUGAUGAGGAGACUGCGAACGUCAUUUCCACCAUGCUACUGGUUUCAGGCUUCACAACAAUACUUCAUUCUUUUUUAGGUUCCAGGCUUCCUUUAGUCCAGGGAAGCUCAUUUGUGUACUUAGCUCCUGCUUUGGUAAUUAUAAACUCGGAAGAAUUCAGAAAUCUCAGUGAAAAUAAAUUCAAGCACAUUAUGAGGGAAUUACAGGGAGCUAUAAUUGUUGGUUCAGUUUUUCAAACAAUCUUAGGAUACAGCGGUCUUAUGUCACUUCUUCUAAGAUUGAUAAAUCCAGUGGUGGUAGCACCAACUGUAGCUGCAGUAGGCUUGGCUUUUUUCAGUUAUGGCUUUCCUCAAGCUGGUAGUUGCGUAGAAAUCAGCAUUCCCCUGAUUGUAUUAGUUCUUAUUUUCACUUUGUAUCUUCGAAGAAUUUCAUUAUUUGGCCAUCGUAUAUUUCUAAUUUAUGCGGUUCCCCUUAGUAUUGCUAUCAUAUGGGCGUAUGCGUUCUUUUUGACAGCUGGUGGAGCUUACAACUACAAGGGCUGCAGCUCAAACAUACCUAGUUCGAAUAUCUUAUUAGAUUCAUGCAGAAGGCGUGCAGAUAUUAUGAGGCAUUGUCGAACCGAUAUUUCUAAUGCAUGGAGGACUGCCGCGUGGGUUCGGAUUCCUUAUCCUUUCCAGUGGGGCUCCCCGACUUUCCACUUCAAGACCUCUAUGAUUAUGGUCGUUGUUUCACUGGUUGUGUCGGUAGACUCUAUUGGUUCAUAUCAUGCAACAUCCUUGCUAGUCAAUUUAAGGCCCCCAACGCCUGGAAUAGUGAGCAGGGCCAUUGGCUUUGAAGGGAUUUCAAGUAUACUAGCUGGGCUUUGGGGUACGGGAACUGGGUCAACAACUUUGACCGAGAACAUACACACCAUUGAUGUAACUAAGAUGGGAAGCAGAAAGGCCUUGCAAAUUGGAGCAGCCUUUUUGAUCCUAUUCUCCUUUGUAGGAAAAAUAGGUGCUCUCCUUGCUUCUAUCCCCUUGGCAUUAGCUGCCUCUGUUCUUUGCUUCACAUGGGCUCUAAUUGUGGCACUUGGUCUGUCAACUAUGCGGUAUACCCAAACUGCGAGCUCCAGGAAUAUGAUAAUUGUCGGAUUUACCUUGUUCAUCUCCUUAUCCAUACCUGCAUAUUUUCAACAGUACGAACCCAAUUCCAUGCUUAUUCUUCCUAGUUAUCUUUUGCCCUAUUCUGCCGCAUCAAGUGGACCAGUCAGUACCAGCAGCAAUUCGCUAAAUUAUGCACUGAAUGGUCUUCUAUCAAUCAACAUGGUGUUGGCUCUCCUCGUGGCAUUUAUACUCGACAACACGGUCCCCGGUACCAAGCAAGAAAGAGGGGUCUACAUAUGGUCGGAUUCGAGGCGGCCUGAAGUCGACCCCGCUUCUCUUAAACCUUACAUGCUGCCGGAAAAAAUCAGUUGCUGGUUCCGGUGGGCCAAGUGCCUCAGCUCCUAGUUCAACACUUAUCUCAAGAUCUUGGCCAUUCAUUUAUUUUAUUUAUCAGCUGUUCACUAAAACUUAAUUCUUUUUUCUCUAAAUUUUAUAUACACUUUUGGUAUUAUGUACAUUUUGUUAUAGUUACAUUUUUUUUUUGGGUUUUCUUUUGCCUUAUAUACGGAGGUUGAAUAGGUGUAAUAACAAUAUACUAUUGUGUGGUUACAUGAAUCAGAGCUGUUUGCUUGUAUUUGAUUGGGGGGGUUGUGAUUGUUAUAACCUCUGUAGUGGAAAUGCAGAAUGAGAAAGAUCAAUUGAAUGGGUUCUUCAGUUUCUUUUCUUUGUA
Ananas comosus (pineapple) is the source of this 2733-nucleotide messenger RNA. Its product is annotated as nucleobase-ascorbate transporter 11. Gene Ontology annotation, molecular function: transmembrane transporter activity. NCBI's taxonomy places the organism in Eukaryota, Viridiplantae, Streptophyta, Magnoliopsida, Poales, Bromeliaceae. Gene Ontology annotation, cellular component: plasma membrane. Gene Ontology annotation, biological process: transmembrane transport. The record is from RefSeq and is a predicted model, not a curated record. Bases 90 to 2408 code for a protein of 772 amino acids. The transcript is spliced from 10 exons.